Messenger RNA from Chara braunii, 9609 nucleotides. NCBI's taxonomy places the organism in Eukaryota, Viridiplantae, Streptophyta, Charophyceae, Charales, Characeae. The record is from the annotation of a GenBank genome assembly.
CACUUCCAGUUUAUCAGGUUCUAGGCAAUCUACAAGUCAAAUGGCGGGCUCGCAGUACAGCCCGUUGACUCCUCGCGAAAGGGAGAUGAGGGAGCUCCAACAGGUCGAAAGGAUCCGUGCAGAGUUAGAGAAAGAUCUGAAAGAGGCUACCGAUAGAGAAAAAGAGAUAAAGAAUAGAACAGCCAGGCUUGAAACAUUAGAGGCUGACAAAGCGAACUUAGAGGGCUUAGAUGACUCAGGAAUGAAUGAGCCCAUGAAAGUGUUGAGGGACAACAUGCUGUCGCUGCAUGCACACGUGGACAACAGGAUGGACUUCAUGCAGAACACUUUGGACCAGAUCCUGGACAUUUUGACAAAGCCAAGAUUUAGGCCACCAGCGCAAUCGCCGUUGCCGUUAACGGCGAUGUCAGGCCCCUUUCCAGUUCAAGCUGGUUCACAACCAAGUGGUACGUCUGCAGCAGCCGCACAGACUGUUGCAUCUUCUUCUUCGGGUCCAACGGUGAUUGCUACAUUACCACAACAACCUGUUCAGCAAUCUGGACAGUCGCAAGGUCAAUGGUACCCCAAGACCCCAAUGAAACCGCCUCUUGCCUUCUCAGGCGAGAGAAAGGACGAGGAACUCAACACAUGGUUGAGGACGGUCCCGGUUUGGGUGAAGGCCAAAAGGACCUUGCCUGAGGACGAAGUGGUAAUUGCGGCGUCUUACCUAGAGGGUGAGGCAGCCAAGUGGCUAGAUGGUGUAGUUGUGAAGGCCGGUUGUGCACCGGACACCAUGGUUGACACCCGUAGUGGGAAGAGUACUGCCCCCUACAUGCAGGCUCAGGAAGAGCAAUUCGCUGCCAUUUUGAAAGAGAGAAGGGAGAAGAAGGAAAAGAAGGAGCUCCUCAAGCAGGCGAAGUUAAAGGCGAUAGCGGAGGAGCAGGCGGCAAAGAAGAAGAAGAUAAAAGAGGAGAUGAUGAGACUACAGAAGGAGAAGAUGUUGAAGUUACAGAAGGAGGAGGAAGAGAAGAGGAAGGCUGCUGAAGAGGAAGCAGCAGAAGAGGAGGAGGUAGAAGAAGAACCCCUUGAAAGGAGGUGUGGGGAAGAUAGAGGAGAAACAAGUGGCACGAAGGGAGAGAACGCCUGGAUGAAGAAAAAGAUUAGCGAGUGGGUGGCUAAUUUAUCAUUGGGGGAGGAUGAGGAGGCACUGUUGUACGUGCCGCAGGAGGAGAGAGAAGUGUUCGCCAGGGAAUUGGAAGCGAUAGAGGAUCCCUUAGAACGCCAGACAACAGAGGACAAAAAGAAGUUGGAGUGGAAGUUACGUAUGAUGAGGGAGAAGAAGAGAAGGAGGGAGAAAACCAACCGGGUGGCUAGAGAGGUGGAGAGAGUCCGGGCAUGCAGGCAGGAAGUUCAGGCACAGGCCGAAACCCCUGCGAAGUUAGAUAAGAUUUUGGGUUACUUGGAGGUUCUGAGUGAGGCCUGGCUCGAGGAGCAUCAGGCUAAUAAGGGUCAAGAUGUGACCCUUCAUGCCAUCCAGUCUGGGUUUAGAGAGUUUGCGCGUGACGUGGUGACCCACAUCGGGACCGAGGUCAAAAGAUUGAAGGAAGGCGUAGACAAGUUCUGCGCAGGCGCCAUUGAAAGCGCCAAAGUGGUGGCCACAGCAGAGGCCGCAGCGCGUUCCCGCAAAGAGCCCGUGAAGCUCAAAUUUCCUGACGCCUAUAGCGGGAAGAAGGACGAUAGUUUUGAUAACUGGGAGGCUAGCGUUAAUACUUAUUUACAGCAUAUUGCCCCAGAGGAACAAGUCCUUGUAGCCUUCCACGCGUUGAAGGACGAAGCAGCCAGCUACGCCAGGUCCCUUGCGCGCGCUGCUGAUUGCGAGCAUAAUAUGAUUGUUUAUUCUAGGGUCACCCCUCUCUCCACGUUCCUCAAACUUCUGCGUGAGAGGUUCGCUUACGCCACAAGAGGCGUCAGGGCCUCUGACAAACUCCAAACUAUCCACUCGCGACAAUGGAGGAGUGCGAGAGCACUCAAAGCUGUCAUGGACGACUUAGUAGCCGUCCCAAACCACGGGGUCACUGAGACCCAGCUGGUCCAAUUGUUCUAUCGUGCCAUGCCAGAGCCCUUGCGAGGGCAUUUCUUUGACAAGACUCAACAGGCGAACAUAACGUAUGAUGCAUUGAGUAGGGAAGUGGUCUUGUUCGAGGUGAAGUCUAUGCCAGUUUCCACUUUCUGGCAUAAAGACUUAGAUAAGGGAAAGAAGUGGAAAGGUCGUACCAUCUCUGGCCAAGUUAGGGCCAAGGAUCACCUGAUCCUUACGUUAGACGAGGGUGGUACUGACGAAGUCCCCUACAGUCAGAUAGAGUGGGGGCUCGAGGAGGGGGACAAUAGUGUAGGGCAGGGGAGGUCCUAUGUUGCUGUUGCGGCUGGAGGGAGGCCGCAAAGUAGAGGAGGAGGCCAGGGCCAAAGGGGCCAGGCCACGGGAGGACGAGGACCGGGCGCACAGGGGGUUGGCGGUCAAGGGAACCGUCAAGUGGGAGGCAGGGGUCAAGAGGGAGUCCAAGCGUAUUUCCGCCUAGAGAAAGAUGGGAAGGUGGAGAAAGUUCUCCAUUCCCUGACUCUCCAAGUACAGGAUGACCUUCCUUUCGACAUAGUCCUAGGUAUGGACUGGGGAGAGGCAGCAGGGGCCACACUUCAUUUGAGAGAACAUGAGUGUAGGCUCCCUAGUCCGACAAGCGAGGUUAAGACAGCCCGUCUGUUCCACGUGUCAGGAGUAGAUAACUCGCUGGCACAUUGCUGUCUCAGUGCUCUCGCGUUUGCGCGACUAGUGAGAAAGGAGCAGUUAGAGGAUCAGGUCUUCGUAGUUUAUGUCAGACCUGUCACUGAGCCUAAAGAAGAGGAUAGUUCCAUGGAUCCAGCCAUUGCCAAGCUGCUGGAAGAGUUUAAAGAUCUGACAGAGCCACCGACAGGGGUGGUGCUGCGGUCGAUCCAACACAUAAUAGAGAUAGAGCCUGGCAGUAGAACUCCUAAGGGAGCAGUCCACAGGAUGUCCCCUAGAGAGUUAGAGGAGCUGCGCAAGCAGUUGGAUGAGCUCCUUGAGAAAGGUUGGAUUAGGCCCAGUUCGUCUCCUUUUGGAGCACCAGUUUUGUUUGUCCCCAAGAAGGAAGGAGAGUUGCGAAUAUGUAUAGACUAUAGGGGUUUGAAUGCGAUCACAGUAAAGAACGCUGAGCCACUGCCCAGGAUAGACGAUCUUUUAGAUCGGGUGCAGGGGUGCAGAUAUUUUUCGAAGAUAGACUUAAAGUCCGGGUAUCAUCAGAUAGAGGUCCAUCCUGACGACCAGUACAAGACUGCGUUCCGGACUAGAUAUAUGCAUUACGAGUUCAUGGUGAUGCCCUUUGGACUGACCAAUGCGCCAGCUACAUUCCAACGAUGUAUGAAUGAUUUGUUUAGGCCUUGGUUAGAUAGAUUCGUCGUAGUUUACUUACACGAUAUCUUAGUGUCCAGUAGGACCCUCCACGAGCACCACGGUCAUUUGAGGCAGGUCUUGGAGAAGUUGAGAGAGGCUAACUGCAAGAUCAACGCAAAGAAGUGCGAGUGGGCCAAGACACAAGUCCUGUACUUGGGCCACGUGUUAGACGGAGAUGGCAUUAAGCCUGAGAACAAUAAGAUAGCGACGAUUAGAGAUUGGCCGACACCCCGCACAUUGACUGAGUUGCGGUCGUUCUUAGGUCUGGCUAACUACUAUAGGAAGUUUGUGAGGAACUUCUCGACUAUCGCCGCUCCCCUUUGUAGGUUGCUCAAGAAAGAGGCAAUCUGGCAGUGGGAUAGAGACUGCACGUCUGUGCUAAAGAAGUUAAAGCGCACGUUGAUAGAGUACCUUGUCCUCAAAGUAGCAGAUCCGUCUCUGCCAUUUGUCGUCACCACGGAUGCGAGUCAAUAUGGGAUAGGCGCCGUGUUACAGCAGGAUGACGACAAUGGCUACAGACCCGUAGAGUUCAUGUCAGUGAGGAUGCCCUCAGAGAAGGUUGCUACCCCGACGUAUGAGAGAAAACUCUACGCUCUCAAGCAGGCCUUAGAGCACUGGAAGCAUUACCUGCUUGGGAGGCACUUCAAGGAGUAUUCAGACCAUGAGACACUUAGAUGGCUGAAGACACAGGCCAAGAUGAUACCUAAGUUGACCAGGCGGGCCGCUGAGAUAGACCAGUACGACUUUGAGCUCAAGCCUGUUAAAGGCAAAUACAAUGUAGUGGCGGACGCUCUAAGUAGGAGAUCAGACUACUUUGGAGCUAAAGUUCACUAUCUGGACAUAGGGAGUGACCUGCAGGAGAAAGUUAGACAAGCGUAUGCGCAGGACAAUAUCUAUAGCGACCUCCUCAAGAGAGUCAAGGAGGCCCCAGAGACCGAACCAGAUUACCGCACUACAGAGGGGUUGUUAUUUGAGAAGACCACUGUAGUGGACCGUCUGUGCGUUCCUAACAGCGAGGAGAUCCGUAGUUUGAUCCUAGGGGAAUGCCACGACACAGAGGGACACUUCGAUAUCAUAUAUUCUGCAGAAUCAUGUGCCGACACUUGGAUAGAAACAGAGACUAAAGCAUUGACGGAGGAUGGGUGCCCAAGGGUAUGGGUUGUGACAUCCGAUAGAGCACAACAGCAUAUGGCCCUGGGAAUGACAGCAGCGAUGGAUCAGAAAACAGGCGAGACUGACGAGGCCUACGAGGCACGGCUGGCGGCCAUCAUGGCCGAAACCAAGCAGCGAGCAGACGCAGCGGCAGCAGCACGAAAGAAGAAAGAAGCAGAGGCAGAGAGACUACGUCUUCUGGCUGAAGAACAGCGGCAGAAGCACGCGGCAGCAGCAGCCAAGGCCGCUGAUGAAGAACGCGUACGGCGACGCGAGAUUAUAUUCAAGGAGGAAAGUGCCUUACACGCACAGGCCAAGGAUUGGCAGAGGGAGGCCGAGAAUGGCGAUCCCGUUGACGUCGGGAGCAGAGUAUCUCAACUGCUCAACCGUGUCACGGACCUCCUCGCGACUUGCAUCGCGCAGCAGGAGGACAUCUACUCCCUCGAUCACGCUAACAAGGCGCUGCAACAGUCGUCGGACCAGAUGCUCAAGCGCAUUCAGCAGCUGGAGCAGCAGGUCGCUAACGCCAAUGCCAGCGCCGGCCCUUCCGACCUCGCCGACUGCGUCAAUGUCUUGGAGAUAGACGUGGGGACACUCAAGGCCGGGGCGCAACAGCACGUCUGCGCCGCAGCCAGCUCCAGCACGACGCCACGCGAGACCAUUGUCAGGUUUGACGGGCUCCCGAUCUUCUGUGACGCAUCGAAGACGGACCCCAUACAAUGGUGGCGCCAGUUCGACCUCAGCUGGACCUCCACCACGUCGCCAACGAGAACCAGCACGCCUAUUUCCGACUCUCCACCUACGGACUUGUCUUCAGACCCCCGGGUGGUGCGGUUGCUCGACGAAUUCGCCGACGUCUUCGAGUCACCUACCGGCGUGGUGCCGGAUCGGCCAAUCUCUCACGAGAUCAUUCUCGAGGCCGGUGUCGUGCCUCCAAAAGGUUGCAUUUACCGCAUGAGCGAGGAGGAACUUACAGUACUCCGCGCGCAGCUCGACGACUUGUUGGACAAAAGCUGGAUCCGGCCUAGUAGCUCACCCUAUGGUGCGCCGGUUCUCUUCGUUCGGAAGAAGAACAAGGACCUUCGCUUAUGCAUCGAUUACCGCAAGCUCAAUGCGCAAACCGUCAAGAACAUGGGACCUCUUCCUCGUAUUGACGACCUUCUGGAGCGCUUGGGCGGCGCAAAAUUCUUUUCUAAGCUGGAUUUGAAGUCAGGAUAUCAUCAGAUCUCGAUUCGGCCGCAAGAUCGCUACAAGACCGCGUUCAAGACACGGUACGGGCACUUCGAGUGGGUUGUUAUGCCUUUUGGACUCACCAACGCCCCAACGACUUUUCAGGCGACAAUGACCAACGAGUUCCGAGCAAUGUUGGACCGGUUCGUGCUGGUCUACUUGGACGACAUCCUCGUCUAUAGCCGGAUCUUGGAGGAACAUCUUGACCAUCUUCGACGAGUGUUGGAGACACUCCGGCGCGCCAAGUUCAAAGCCAACCGCGACAAGUGCGAGUUCGUACGUCAAGAGUUGGAAUACUUGGGCCACUUCAUCACUCCACAAGGCAUCAGUCCGUUGUCGGAAAAGAUUCAAGCCGUCCAAGAUUGGCCGGAGCCACGGAACGUCACGGAUGUUCGAUCAUUCCUCGGCCUCGCCGGCUACGACCAACGUUUCAUCAAAGGCUACUCGAAGAUCGCGGCUCACUUAACCAAGCUUCAAUGUGAGGACCGGUCGUUUGACUUCAGGACGGAUGCGCGGGAAUCAUUCUUGGCCCUCAAGGCCGCAUUGCUUUCCGCGGAGAAAGUGUCGGCCGUGCACUCCAUCGAUGAUGCACGGAAGAAGAAACUUCUCGCCUUCGACCACGCACUCAAGUGGUGGCGGCACUUCCUCCUCGGUCGACGCCAGUUCCGAUGGGUAACGGACAACAAUCCGUUGGUCUUCUACAAGUCUCAAGACACCGUCAACAGCACCAUCGCCCGUUGGAUGGCCUUCAUCGACCAAUUCGACUUCUUUCCCGAUCACAUUCCGGGGAAGUCGAACCGUUUUGCGGAUGCUCUUUCGCGGCGUCCGGACCACUGCACCGCGGUCUACUCAACCUUCGUGAUCGAGGACGACUUGCGAGACAGCUUCAUCCGCGGCUAUCAAGCCGACCCCGAGUUCCGCGACAAGUACGCGAAUUGUUCCUCUCCCAAUCCGGCGUCUUCGCACUAUCGGAUCCAAGAGGGAUACUUGCUUCUUCAUUCGCGGGGGAAGGAUCUCCUUUGUGUGCCGCAAGAUUCACAUUUGCGCACCCGGCUUCUUGGUGAGUUUCACGACGCCCCCGCCACCGGACACUUUGGAGUCAAUCGCACGAUUGGCCGACUACGCGAGCGCUUUUGGUGGCCCGGUCUCCGCGACGACGUCAUGCGCUAUUGCGAGUCAUGCGAAGUUUGCCGACGUUGCAAACCUCGCAAUCAUCGUCCAUAUGGCGAACUGCGACCAUUACCGGUCCCCUUGCGCCGAAGGGAAGCGAUUGCCAUGGAUAUCACCGGGCCGUUCCCCAAGCACAAGACGGGCGUCGAUGGGAUUCUCACGGUGGUUGACCGCUUCACCAAGUUUGCCAUGUUCUUGCCUUGCCGCUAUCACGCCAAGGCACCGGAGUUGGCCGAGGCUCAACAAGAGCAGAUGGCCGCCUUAGUGAAAGAGAAUAGAGAGAGGAAAGAGCUCCUAAAGCAAGCGAAAUUGAAAGCAAUCGCAGAGGAGCAGGCGGCGAAAAUGAAGAAAUUGGAGGAGGAAAUGGAGGAGAAAAAAAAGGCCGCCGAGGAAGAAGCGACAACAGAAGAAGCAGAAGAGAGAAGACGCAGGGAAGCAAAAGGGGAGAGUAGUGGCACGGCGAAUGAGGAUGCAGAGAUGGAGAAGAAGAUCAGCGAGUGGAUAGCCAAUUCAUCGUUGGGGGAAGAUGAGGAGGCACAGUUGUAUGUGCCACUGGAGGAGAAGGAGGCGUUUGCCAAGGCACUAGCAACGAUUGAGGACCCCCUUGAACGACAGGAGACAGAGGAUGAGAAGAAGAGGGAGAAGAAGAGGAGGAGGGAGGAAGUUAACCGGUUGACCACAGAGGUGGAGAAGGUGAGAGCCUGUAGGCAAGAAGUGCAGGCGCAGGCAGAUGUUUCUGCCAAAAUGGAUAAGAUGCUGGGUUAUCUGGAGGUAUUGAGUGAGGCCUGGCUGGAAGAGCGCCAAGCCAACUGGGGUCACAAUGUGGCCCUGAAUGCCAUGCGGUCAGGGUUUCGAGAGUUUGCGCGCGACAUGGUUACCCACGUUGGGGCCGAAGUCAGGCGGUUGAGAGAUAACGUGGGGAAGUUUUGUGAAGGUUCCAUUGAGGGUGCCAAAGCAGCAGCCACAGUCGAGAGUGAGGCCAGACCCCGCAAGGACCCAGUUAAGCUUAAGUUCCCAGACACGUACGGCGGGAAGCCCGAGGAGAAUUUCGACAAUUGGGAGGCUAGCGUAAACAGUUAUGUCUACUUACAGCAUAUCUGGAGGAGUGCCAGGGCGCUCAAAGCCGUUAUGGACGACCUGGUGGCCGUCCCGGACUAUGGGGUGACUGAGUCCCAACUGGUCCAACUUUUCUAUCGUGCCAUGCCGGAGCCCUUACGAGGGCACUUCUAUGAUAAGUCCCAACAGCCCACUAUGACGUAUGAUGCGCUCAGUAGGGAAGUGGUGUUGUUCGAGGCAAAGUCGAUGCCAGUUUCCACUUUUUGGCACAAAGACUUAGACAAGGGCAAAAAGUGGAAAGGUCGUACCAUCUUUGGCCAAGUCAGGGCCAAGGAUCAUAUGAUCCUUGCAUUGGAGGAAGGUAGUACUGACGAGGUCCCGUACAGUCAAAUUGAGUGGGGCCUCGAGGAGGAGGACGGUGGCAUGGGGCAAGGGAGGUCCUGUGCCGCUGUCGCAGCUGGAGGGAGGCCGCAAGGUAGAGGAGGAGGCCAGGGCCAAAGGGGCCAGGCCAUGGGAGGCCGAGGAUCAGGUGCACAGGGGCUUGGCGGUCAAGGGAACCAACAAGCGGGAGAUCCGUCUUUGCCAUUUGUCGUCACCACAGACGCGAGUCAGUAUGGAAUAGGCGCCGUGUUACAGCAAGAUGACGGCAAUGGCUACAGACCCAUAGAGUUCAUGUCAGCAAGGAUGCCCUCAAAGAAGGUAGCCACCUCGACGUAUGAGAGGAAACUCUACGCUCUCAGGCAUGCCUUAGAGCACUGGAAGCAUUACCUGCUUGGGAGACACUUCAAAGUGUAUUCAGACCAUGAGACGCUUAGAUGGCUGAAGACGCAGGCCAAAAUGACACCUAAGUUGACUAGGUGGGCCGCUGAGAUAAACCAAUAUGACUUUGAGCUCAAGCAUGUGAAGGGCAAGUACAAUGUAGUUGCGGAUGCUCUGAGUAGGAGAUCGGACUACUUUGGAGCUAUAGUUCACUAUCUGGACAUAGGGAGUGACCUGCAAGAAAAGUUAGAUAGGCAGUUUGAUUAUCCCAAUAAGAAGAAGAAGAUGAAGAAGAAGAUGAAGAAGAAGAAGAAGAAGAAGGAGGAGGAGGAGGAGAAGGAGAGGAAGAAGAAGAAGAAGAAGAAGAAGAAUGAGGAGAAGAAGAGAAGGAAGAAGAAGGAGAAGAAGAAGAAGAAGGGGGAGAAGAAGAAGAAGAAGAAGAAGAAGAUGAAGAUGAAGAUGAAGAAGAAGAUGAAGAAGAAGAUGAAGAAGAAGAAGCAUCUUCUUCCUUCCACUCACCUUGUCAAUAUCUUGGAGAUGGAGUCUCAAUCUUGAUGAGGCUCUCCGCCUCCUUGCACAACUCCUCCUUGGCUAUGGCUCCCUCCUUCUUCAAGCCUCUCUUGUUCCUUUUUCACCUCCUCCCAAGUUGCCUCAAGCUCCCAUCACCAUGGCUAUGGAGUCCUCCCCUCUAGGAGGGCUAAUGGGGCUCCCUCUAACCUCUCUCUCUCCCUCACCCGCAGGGGGCUAUGGCGGAUCACCUCCCCUAGUGCCAGCCUCACUACCUCUAGUCCCUAGAUCUC